AUGGAUGAAUGCCACUUGGGGACCUACAAAUGCCAUGUCAAAGCUCGUUGCGAAAAUAUUCCUGGUACCUAUAGAUGUAGAUGUGCGCCGGGCUUAGCGGGAACUGGGAAAACUUGUGGGGCACCGAAUGCCACAGUAAUAUCUUCUUGUACCAAUUUGACUGUAUGGCAGUCAGACUCAACCGGGUAUAUUGAAUCCAACGAUGCCCCCAUACGUGGUCUCGUAGAGACCUACAAAAGUGACAUGGACUGUACAUGGAAUAUAACCUCAAAUGGUCAUAUUGAACUCGUCUUUAUCCGUUUAAAUACUGAGGAUAAGGUCGAUAUAGUCACUGUGUACGAUGGUGCAUCACGUUCUUCCCCUGUGAUUGGUACUUUGUUUGGAAGUACUUUGCCUAGGCAAUCUUUGACAAGCACGUCUAACAACCUUUACGUAAGAUUUACGUCAGAUAUUUCUAAAGAAUUUGCAGGAUUUCGGGCACGUUACCGAG
Messenger RNA from Stylophora pistillata, 490 nucleotides. RefSeq names its product tolloid-like protein 2. The record is from RefSeq and is a predicted model, not a curated record. NCBI's taxonomy places the organism in Eukaryota, Metazoa, Cnidaria, Anthozoa, Scleractinia, Pocilloporidae.